CUGAGGUUCACAACACAGGCCGGUCUUGGUCUUCCUGCAUUCCACUUGCCUUUGGUUCAAUUUGAGCUGCAGUUGCCAUCAUGAGACUGGGCAUGCUUCUACUGUUCUCGGUGCUUUGGACGGCACAAGGUUUUCCUGCACAUAACGGUUGUGUCGGAAGACCAGGCGGUCCCCCAGGUUUAGUCAAUCCAUCUUUCCAACCAGUGGUAUUUGUACCCGUCUACUUGGCUUCUCCGGCAACUGGUCCAUGCGGUGGUCCAGGUCAAGGAGGUGAUGGUGGAAGUGGAGGAAGCGGUGGAAGUGGAAGUGGAACCGGAAGUGGAGGAAGCGGUGGAAGUGGAAGCGGUAUCGGAAGUGGAGGAAGCGGUACCGGAAGUGGAGGAAGCGGUACCGGAAGUGGAUGAAGCGGUGGAAGUGGAGCCGGAAGUGGAAGAAGUGGUGGAAGCGGUACCGGAAGUGGAGGACGCGGUGGAAGUGGAAGUGAAACCGGAAGUGGAGGAAGCGGUGGAAGUGGAAGCGGUACCGGAAGCGGAGGAAGCGGGAAACCUCAAGGACCGGCUUCGAGAGGAUCACCUCUGGCGAGUUUUCGCUCGCACUAAUCACUAGGAAUUUCACACUGAUUGGAAGUUGCUCGUCUGUGAUUGCCACUAUCCUUAACUAGGGGAUCAGUGGCUGAUGUUUAAAUCCUGAUUCCUUUUUUUAUCGGUAUUCAAUUCAAUGUUAUGGGAUAAUGAAGAGCAA
This is a messenger RNA of Penaeus monodon (black tiger shrimp), 741 nucleotides long. RefSeq names its product loricrin-like. Lineage: Eukaryota; Metazoa; Arthropoda; Malacostraca; Decapoda; Penaeidae. The transcript is spliced from 4 exons. The record is from RefSeq and is a predicted model, not a curated record. The coding region runs from base 81 to 404 and encodes 107 amino acids.